AUGACUGAAAGUGUUAACAACGCGUCCGAUAUACACAGUCAUACCCAAAUGGGAAAAGAACCAAUACAAAGUCAUUUAGAAAGCGAGGUCAUGCCGGAAAGUACGUCAUGGUCUACUACCAAUGCUACCAUUUCAUUAUCUAUUAAACAACCUCUAUCACCAAAAACAACGACAUCAACUUCCUAUCAAUCGAGCAGUACUACUGCAGAUUUAUCCACAGACACAAAAGAUAAAGAUAAUUCCAAUACUACCGAACAAAGUGAUACUUCCAAAUCUUCAAUUAGUACUUUAUUAGAGCUACCUUUAACUUCAUCAAAUCCUGCCAUAGCUAAUCCAAGUCAAUGUACUACACAAGCCAUCAUGGAGGAACAAGCUGUAUUGCAUACAAAUAAUAUAAAUUCGACAAUGGAUGAUAUCAACAAUGUUGACAAUGAUCUGUUAACGGACGACAAGAUAGCAUCAAAUUUAGAUGACAGCGUACAAGAAGAAGACAGUAACAUUAUAACUACGCUUGCUAAUUUAGCAUCAUUGUCACCAACUGAUCAGAUAUUCCAACAAACUGCAGCGAUUGGGAUAAAUAGUCUACCAAAUGAAAUUAUCGACUGUCAACUAUUCGAUGAAUUUUCUGUUACUGCAAACGCUACGCUUAACGGAUCGACCUCUCUUAGUCAGGAAGAAUUAAUUGCCUUAGCAGCAGAUGAUAACGACAAAAAAUCGAAUUUAACUCUAAUUCAAGCACAACAGCAAUCCAUUGAUAAAAAUGUUAGCAAUUCUAAUCCCAAAGCAGGCAAUCAAUCCGGACCAACGUCGACAAAGACAAACUUUACUCUCCAGCAGUUGAUGUCGACUAAAGCUAGUAAUCAGAAAUUACUUGCCGAACGACUAUCCUUAUCAAGCAUUGAAACUAAAGACAUCAAGUUAUAUGCUAAUAACCUAAGCGCUUUACUCAUAAAUACGAAAAAAACGCCCGAUGUUAAGCAACAAACUCAACCAGUCGAUGCUGUUAAAACAACGACUUCUACUUCAACAAAUUAUGAUCAUAGGUCAAUGCCCUUAUCUCUGAUAUCAAAUAUCACCAAGUUUGUGGUAUCAACCAAGACCUCCGAUAAGGGGUUAUAUGAAAAUAACAGUACAAAAACGACAAGUUCCACUUCCAAACUUACUUCAACGCCAAAAGUGCCACCAUCGAAAAACCGCUCAAAGUCGACUAAAACGGGAACAUCUAGCAAGCCUUUGAAUCAAGGGAAAAAACGCCCACCUCCUACUGCAGCUGCUAAGCAAGCCAAACGAGCUGCAAGAAUUACAACUGCUUUGGGUGUCGAUCAGAUAUUCGUGGAAUCACCACAGAUGAAACCUUUCGAAUCUUUCGAGAAUGCUUGCCGAGAGCUCCUACGUUACCAUGUCUACUAUGAACCAAUACCAAAAGAAGAAGACGUAACAAAAUUUGAUGAAGCUUAUGAAUGCACAAGUGAGCAAACUCUUCAAAAGAUUCAACGAAUGUAUAAUAAAUUUACUCGACUUUUAUACGAAGAGAGCAAGUCAUAUGCUCCAUCAGCUGAGAGAGUUUUGAUGGAUCGAAUUUUUUUAGCCGACGAACGUAAGGAUUUUGAGGAAAUAAAGAAAGAAAGCAUGGGUAAAUUCGCAGAAUCAGCAGGCACAGUGUUAGCAACGUUAAGUACAUCUGGUGCAGUAUCUGAUUCUGUGCCAGAGUCAGUUGAGACAAAGGCUGAUUCAGUUAAUGAUAAAGUAUGA
Messenger RNA from Trichoplax adhaerens, 1752 nucleotides. RefSeq lists its product as uncharacterized. The transcript has 12 exons. Gene Ontology annotation, cellular component: SWI/SNF complex. The record is from RefSeq and is a predicted model, not a curated record. Gene Ontology annotation, biological process: positive regulation of DNA-templated transcription. NCBI's taxonomy places the organism in Eukaryota, Metazoa, Placozoa, Uniplacotomia, Trichoplacea, Trichoplacidae. The coding region runs from base 1 to 1752 and encodes 583 amino acids.